Molecule: messenger RNA, 642 nt
Organism: Vigna angularis (adzuki bean)
Lineage: Eukaryota; Viridiplantae; Streptophyta; Magnoliopsida; Fabales; Fabaceae
Product: probable calcium-binding protein CML13
Exons: 1
Coding region: 21-464 (147 amino acids)
Cellular component (GO): cytoplasm
Molecular function (GO): calcium ion binding
Source: RefSeq, a predicted model, not a curated record
GGGUGUAAAGUUGAGAGAAAAUGGGUAAAGAGUUAAGCGAUGAACAAGUUGCAGCGAUGAAGGAAGCUUUCACGUUGUUCGAUACAAACCGUAAUGGUCUGAUCGCUCCAUCGGAGCUUGGUGUGUUGAUGCGAUCUUUGGGCGGAAACCCAACCGAAGCCCAACUAAAGGCCAUUGUGGCUGAAGAAAAGCUCAGCAGUCCGUUUGAUUUCUCACGGUUUUUGGAUCUGAUGGGAAAACAUUUGAAGGUUGAACCUUUUGAUCGUCAGCUUCGUGAUGCCUUCAAGGUGAUCGACAAGGAUAACACUGGCUUCGUCUCUGUCGCCGACCUUCGUCAUAUUCUCACCAGCAUUGGCGAGAAACUCGAACCUUCUGAGUUUGACCAAUGGAUCAAUGAGGCUAACGUCGUCUCUGAUGGUAAGAUCCGCUACGAAGAUUUCAUCACCAAAAUGGUCGUUAAGUGAGAUCAAAUUGCCAAUUUUAUUUCUUUUUCACGUAACAAAUCGUUAAUUCAGUUGUGUUCAUUUAUUUUUUUUCAUUUAGUAAUUUGCUAUUGCUAUGGUUAGUGAUUAAUAAGGUUUUUACAGUGGUUAUAAUUGUUUGUUUUUUAUAAUUCAUAACAUGAAAGGAAUUAUUUGUGUU